Messenger RNA from Colias croceus (clouded yellow), 2030 nucleotides. RefSeq lists its product as uncharacterized. The coding region runs from base 126 to 1250 and encodes 374 amino acids. Gene Ontology annotation, biological process: cytoskeleton organization. The record is from RefSeq and is a predicted model, not a curated record. NCBI's taxonomy places the organism in Eukaryota, Metazoa, Arthropoda, Insecta, Lepidoptera, Pieridae. The transcript has 13 exons. Gene Ontology annotation, molecular function: protein binding.
UUUUUUCUAGGAUUUUGUAAUGUAUUGAUGUGUUUACGCUAUGAUGAGCGGCCGCAACCUCUCUCCGAUUUGAACAAGUGUUUUAUUGUUUGUGUAUAACAAAGUGCUGUGUUGUGUAGUUCAGAAUGGCGAGGUUAACGGAGGAGAUGGUGAUCGCUAGAUCAAAGCAGUCGGACCUAUCUGCUAUUAAGAAGUUGAAUUGUUGGGGUGCAGAGCUCGGCGACGUCAGUUUGCUGAGGAGGAUGCCCAAUGUGGAGGUGCUUGCAUUUAGUAUAAACAAGAUACGCACGCUGGGCGACUUCGCGGCGUGCCGGCGGCUGCGCGAGCUUUACGUGCGUAAGAACGAGAUCCGCGACCUGGCGGAGAUCAGACACCUGCGGCACUUGCCCGACCUCACCAGCCUGUGGCUGGACGAGAACCCGUGCACCCUGCAUCCCGAGUACAGGAUGACGGUGCUUAGGAAUCUACCAAAUCUGGAAAAGUUGGACAAUGUGGCUGUACAUCCUGAAGAGGUACAAGAGGCGAUGCGUCGCGGUGUGCACAUACCGGACUCUGAUGAUGAAGGGUAUCCUCAGCAGCACGACACAUACAGCCAGUGCCGGAGCCAGCGCUCGUGCGAGUCCAGCCCCGAGCGCGAGCCCGACCAGUUCUACCGGAACCAGCGGCUCGAACAGGUGCACAACAGCGACGGGUCUGUGGAAGAAGUGCCCGAGCCGCGGUCGCCGACCGUAGUGCAGUGUCCGCUGUCGCCGCUAGGACGGGCCGCGUCGCCGGACGACGAGCGGUACGAACACCCCGCCAUGACUUCCUCGCACUAUGAGCCGCGAGGUCCCCGCUCGCCCGACGCGGCGUCUCUACGACAUUCUGUGUCCGCGCAUAGUGUUAAGGACUACGCGUACUCGAACAGCAACGGCGAGUGGCGGCAGUUCGCGUCGCACGAGCCCAACGAGCGGUCCGACCGCAAUAACAGCGUUACCUCCAGAAGCGACACGCACUCUGUCCGCGAGUGGGAGCGCUCCAACAACGAGCGCGCCGAGCGAAGCGAAGCGAGGCGGAGCGACCGAAGCGAACGCGAAUAUCCGUCCGCCGUCAUGGGGGAGAGGAGGGGCUUCACGAGGAGACCGGUUGCUAGGAAUUCGAACCUGCUCUCCGCAGUGCUGUGUCUGGUGAAGGAAUUGGACUAUCCCAGUUUGGAAGUUGCUGAAAUGGCCGUCAGAUGUCGUAUGGACGAGUUAGCGAACAGCCAGUGACAUACGGCCACUACUGACUAAAGUCGGCUAAAAUAUUGCUAAAGCUGACUUUAGCUGGCUAACCUUAGCUGUAACUGGCUAAAAGUUCGUCAAUUGUGACAAGAGAGUUAGCAAAUACUCACUUAAGUUGGCUAAAUGUUAGCCGAUACUCACUUAAGUUGGCUAAAAUGGACUAAAGUGACAGCGUCUAAAGGAAUGUGGUAGUGCUAUUUGUGACCUUAUGGACGAGUGUAUAAAGUCGAAAUUCGUGUGAAUAGUGAUUAUGUGAUAGCGAUCGCUUUGGGUGGCUAAUAGUCAGUUUCACAACUUGUUGAUAUGUUCUGGUUAGCUUAUCUGUCAGAUAAAAAUGAAACUAUAAGAUAUACUUUGUCUAAUUGCUUCUAAGAAUGUAAAACUCGAAAAUUUUAAUAUGCUAGCAGUCUGCCCCGGCUUCGCCCGUGUUACAUGUUUACGUUUUCGCCAUAAGAACCAUCCUCGUACUUCAAGGAAUAUUAUAAAAGAAGAAUUAUCGAAAUCGGUCAAGCCGUUCACGCGUGAUGCCGUCACCAAGGGAAAUAUGGAUUUAUUUUUAUAUAUUAUAGAGAUGUAAAAAUACAAAAAGUGUUGAAUAGGCUAUCAGUAAAUUUAUCAGCAAGUUGUAAAACUGGCAGUUAAUGUUCAAAUAUGUACACAUGUGUAAAUUAGGUUAUUUUUACUGGCUUUGCAAUAAUCAAUUUUGACUCUUAAUGUAAUUUUGACGAUCAUUAUAAUAUUAGGUGAGAGAAUUAUUAAAAAACAUGU